GGUGCGGUAGUGGGGGUCUGGGCCGCGCUAGGAGCCGGCGGUAUCCCCAUUUUUUUUCAACAGCCGCCCAAGGACGACAAGAAGAAGAAAGAUGCUGGAAAGUCGGCCAAGAAAGACAAGGACCCCGUGAACAAGUCGGGGGGCAAGGCCAAAAAGAAGAAGUGGUCCAAAGGCAAAGUUCGGGACAAGCUCAAUAACCUGGUCUUGUUUGACAAAGCCACAUACGACAAGCUCUGUAAGGAGGUUCCCAACUACAAGCUCAUAACCCCAGCUGUGGUGUCUGAGAGGCUGAAGAUACGCGGCUCCUUGGCCAGGGCAGCCCUUCAGGAGCUCCUUAGUAAAGGACUUAUUAAACUAGUCUCAAAGCACAGAGCUCAAGUGAUUUACACCAGAAACACCAAAGGUGGGGACGCCCCGGCUGCCGGAGAAGAUGCAUGAACAACAGAUCUCGCCGGCUGUACAUUUUG
This is a messenger RNA of Myotis davidii, 467 nucleotides long. RefSeq names its product ribosomal protein S25 (gene RPS25). The record is from RefSeq and is a predicted model, not a curated record. The transcript has 4 exons. The annotation marks the transcript as partial. Gene Ontology annotation, cellular component: cytosolic small ribosomal subunit. Gene Ontology annotation, molecular function: structural constituent of ribosome. Lineage: Eukaryota; Metazoa; Chordata; Mammalia; Chiroptera; Vespertilionidae.